Molecule: messenger RNA, 953 nt
Organism: Lolium rigidum
Lineage: Eukaryota; Viridiplantae; Streptophyta; Magnoliopsida; Poales; Poaceae
Product: phytochrome-associated serine/threonine-protein phosphatase 1-like
Exons: 4
Coding region: 124-465 (113 amino acids)
Biological process (GO): peptidyl-serine dephosphorylation
Cellular component (GO): cytoplasm
Molecular function (GO): protein serine/threonine phosphatase activity
Source: RefSeq, a predicted model, not a curated record
CGUCGCAUCCGCGAGGCGCCACCGCGAGCCGCCGCCCCUCCCCCGUCGCGGGACUCACAGCCCGGCCUCUUUGUUUAAUUGGAGAUUUCAUUAGUUGAUUUACAAUUUCUUUGUUGUAUCCAGAUGCGGAUAAUUGAUCGCAAUUGCGAAAUUCCUCAUGAAGGACCUUUCUGUGAUCUGAUGUGGAGUGACCCGGAAGAGAUAGAGACAUGGGGUGUUAGUCCCCGUGGAGCAGGUUGGCUUUUUGGCUCACGGGUGACAACAGAGUUCAACCAUGUUAACAAUCUUGAGUUAGUUUGCCGGGCUCAUCAACUAGUCCAGGAAGGCCUAAAAUACAUGUUCCAAGACAAGGGUCUUGUAACUAUGUGGCAACGUUGCUUCUAUACUGAGCUUCGGCGAAAAUAUGGAAAGAGAGGUCAAGUUCUUCACGGAGACCGACGAGAACAACCAAAUGCGAGGGCCUAGGACCUCAGUCCCAUAUUUUCUUUGACCUCUUUUGUACAUUGUGUUUUGUGGUUUCUAUUUUUCGGGGGCUAAAGAUCAAUCCAAUAGGUGUGUUUAUUGUUGUAGCUUCAGCUCAUAGUGCAGUCUGAUUAUCUGAUGCAAUUGAUGUUGCAGGUUAAUUUAACCCGCUGUAAGAUAGAUUAUUGCGUGUGUAGCUGCCAUUGCCACUUGUUCUUUUUUCCCUUCAUCACCUAUCUGCCCCAAAGUUAAGUUCAAUCUGCUGGAAGCCUGGAACGUGUCAACACAUGGAGGAAGAGGAAGGGGAAACGAAAGAAUACUAGAAGCUGUCAACUAGCAUUGCCUUGUGCAGAUCAGAGUCUCCAAGGCAGGGCCAUUGUAUGAUUGUAUCUUUCUCAUCAUUCAACUCAGGAACGUUAGUUUAAACCAUUUUAAACCUAACUCUGUUGAUGUAGUUAAAUUUUGCGAUGAAUGGCGAACAUUCUGAGUUC